AUGACUCGCCGGCUGCUACUACCCGUUCUAGUCCUCCUCGCCGCCUUCUCAGGUGCGCCUCGGUCAGGUGCCCACAGCAUCGCGUCAUCGGGGUCCGCAUCGCUCCCAGACGGCGCCACGUGUUACCUGGACAGCGAGCGGCGGCCCGUUUACCCCUUCUGCCGCGGAAACAAGCGCAACUGCGUGGUGACUCAGGUGCCGACGGCGCCGCAAGCCAAGUACGUCGGCCGCUGCAACUCCACCUACACCAGGGGUUCUUUUUGUCGCUAUGCUGGUACACCGUACGCCGUGGGCACCAAGGGCGUGCAGGGCAACGCGCUCUGCAAGUCUUGUGACUGCUCCUACCGGAGGAAAAUGCCGGGCCCCAACCGGGCAGUCUGUUCCUGCUCCUCGCUGCCCGCCUGCUACGUUGACUAUAACGGGCAGCCCGUGGGAAAGUUUCGCUGCCCGACAGAGCAAAACAUGUGUGUGAUUACCAAGAUAGGAGGAGGCGGCAAGGACAAGAAGGGUCUGCCUGUGGACAAGGGCGUGUGCGUCUUCUCUGGCAUCCAGGGCAUCUAUGGGGCAGCAGGGCCCAGCUGGGGACCCAAGUUCUACAUGGCAGGGAUAGAGGGCAUGCCCAAGCCAGGGGACCGCUGCUCCCAGUGUUCUUACUGCCUCCUGUCCUCUCCUUCCCUGAUCUCCCUGUGUACUCUUCUCCCUUGCCCAUCACACAGAGGGCAUCUGUGGAGCAGCAGGGCCCAGCUGGGGACCCAAGUUGUACAUGGAGGGGAUAGAGGGCAUGCCCAAGCCGGGGGACCGCUGCUCCCAGAGAAAGCUGCUCUCUCAGUGCUCUUAACCCCCCUCUCUCCUCUCCCUUCCCUACUCCCUCCACCCAGAGGGCAUAUGCGGGGCGGCGGGGCCCAGCUGGGGACCCAAGGCAUAUGCGGGGCGGCGGGGCCCAGCUGGGGACCGAAAUUUUAUAUGGCGGGAAUAGAGGGCAUGCCCAAGCCGGGGGACCGCUGCUCGCUGUGCACGUGUGGGGCCACGGGGGGUCUGCUCAACUGCAAGCGGCUGGCCAACUGCAAAACGCCCCAGAGUUUUAGCAGUGCUGCUGAGCUGGCUAUCGUGCUGCAGAACGUGUAG
Messenger RNA from Closterium sp. Naga37s-1, 1125 nucleotides. The record is from the annotation of a GenBank genome assembly. NCBI's taxonomy places the organism in Eukaryota, Viridiplantae, Streptophyta, Zygnematophyceae, Desmidiales, Closteriaceae.